Dioszegia hungarica is the source of this 702-nucleotide messenger RNA. RefSeq lists its product as uncharacterized. Bases 1 to 702 code for a protein of 233 amino acids. The transcript is spliced from 2 exons. The record is from RefSeq and is a predicted model, not a curated record. NCBI's taxonomy places the organism in Eukaryota, Fungi, Basidiomycota, Tremellomycetes, Tremellales, Bulleribasidiaceae.
AUGUCCACCAGUCAGUCCGGGUCCACCAUUGGCACGGGUCAUACGUCCCAGCCUGCCACCGCCAGCACCGACCACCCCACCCGCACUCACUGCUGGAGAACGGAUUACACCACUGAGCUCGAUGAUCCCCGACGGACUGUCCGUCUCGGAGAAUUCAUGGAUCUCGACGCACAGCUCAGUGUUCUCAAACAAUACUUCUUCAAGGACACCUCCGUUACCAACGAACGGCUGCGCAAGGCGGAGUUUCCAGGCGAGGAAGGCGACGAGGAGCUGCUCAUCGAGCGGGCCAUGACCAAAACCGACGCAGCUGGGAACUCGGUUUCGGUGGCCCAUGACUGGAGAGAGAUCGACGAGCUCGAUGUUGAUUUCGGACCAGAGCCGUUCGAAACCCAUCCCAUCAUCAUUGAAAUUGCGAGGGAGGGGAAUCGUGGGACGAUCAUGAAUGGCGGUACGAGCCGAUCGGUGGGCAAGUCGAAGGUCCUGCACAAGGAGAUCUUCCAGAAUGGUGACCGCAACACCAUGAUUGGCGUGCGAAUAUGGAAAUGUCACGGUGGCGAGCAUGGACUAGAAUGGCUCAAGACAUGUUACCCCAAGGUCGACCCCAAGAAGCUCCAAGACGCCUGGUGGGGGAACCAACAGUCCAGAACUGCUGCGAGCUCGGUGGAGACACCCAGCCAAACAUUCCACCGGUGGCAGCGGUGA